AUGUUAGUUGAUGUGCCUUUGAUUACAGCUGUUACUCUAUGGAAAAGCCCAUAUAUGCUAUUCCAAGGAUGGAAAAGGCUGUUUGAAUAUUUAAUUGGUUGGGAAGGGCCAUUCUUCGAGACGGUGUGUGUUCCCUUUUCCGGUUUAGCAAUACUUUUAUGGCCUUUGGCUGUUGUGGGAGCUGUAGUAGGAGCUAUGAUUGUAAGCUUCUUUCUGGGGUUUUACGCAGGAGUUAUCGUGCAUCAGGAAGAUUCACUUUACAUGGGAUUUUCCUAUAUUAUAUCUGUGGUUUCUCUAUUUGAUGAGUAUGUAAACGAAUUACUCUACUUGAGGGAAGGAUCCUGCCUGCCCAGACCCAGAUAUCGUAGAAACAUGGGUCAUAACCAUGAUAUCGAGAAGGUUGAUGAUAACCGUUACAAUGAAUUGGAGAGUAAAGGUGAGGCAUCCCGCCAAAAACUUGUUUCAGAGAACUCAAGAACAUUGAAGUGGGCUAUCCAACAGUAUAGACCUAUGCAGGUAUGGGACUGGCUUUUUAAAUCCUGUGAGGUGAAUGGUAGGAGACUCCUCUAUGACAGCCUAAUAACUAUCAAGGACAUCGAGGAAUGCAUUGUCAAGGGAAAUUGUAGAAAGCCGGGUAUAAGACUACAUGCUUGGUCCAUUUUGCAGUGUCUGCUGACAUCAGUUAAGGGUGACUCGUCUGGCUUAGUGAUCAGUGACAAUGCAAAAUUAACAAGGAGUUAUAUGCCAAGGGAUAAGGUGUUUGAAUGGUUCAUUAGGCCACUCUUUAUAAUGAAAGAGCAAUUAAAGAAACUCGAAUUAGAUGAAAGUGAAGAGGCUUGCCUGAGGAAGCUUGUUAUGGAGUGCAAAAAUGAGACACCUGAGGACUGGAAUGAUGCAGGUUAUCCAUCUGAUGAUAAUGUCAGGAGAGCACAACUUCAAGCCAUAAUUAGAAGAUUGCAGGGAAUUGUAACUUCCAUGUCCCGGGUACCAACAUUCCGUCGUCGGUUUAGGAAUUUGGUGAAGCUGUUGUACAUAGAGGCCGUUCAGGCUGAUGCUUCAGCCCAUCAUGUUGGAGGAAUCCUAAAAUCUAGACAUGGUGGCAGGAGAUCCUUUGGAAAGGGCAAUAAAAAAGAUAGUUAUGAAAACGAUGAUGCAGUAGUAAAUAAAGCAACUUCAAAUGAGGAUCUAGUUUAAA
Messenger RNA from Hibiscus syriacus, 1195 nucleotides. RefSeq lists its product as uncharacterized. The transcript has 7 exons. Gene Ontology annotation, biological process: vegetative to reproductive phase transition of meristem. The coding region runs from base 1 to 1194 and encodes 397 amino acids. The record is from RefSeq and is a predicted model, not a curated record. Lineage: Eukaryota; Viridiplantae; Streptophyta; Magnoliopsida; Malvales; Malvaceae.